AGUCGAUCAGUGCACCAGCCAUCGACCAUUCAGACCUGCAAUUGACUCUUCUCCGCCAAAGCCAAGCCCUAACAUCUCACCGCUUCACCUUGUUCUUGGGCUCCCUACAAGCAUAUCUAGGUGGCUCUUGGGCAGCCGUCCAACAUGUCCAGCAACCGCUUCGAUACGCUGGUCAAGGCGCCCAAGCCUGCCUCUCCAGCCCCGAACCCACCAGUCGCCUCCGCAUCUGCAUCUGCAUCCGCAUCUGUAUCCGCUGCCAACGCAGCUGGUCAACCAAAGGCCAAGAAGCGCAAGGGUCACCGUGGGGGCAAGAAAAAGCGAACGCGGAGGAAGAGCUUUGCCGCUCUGGACGAAGAUGAUGGACAGGAUGAAUCCCAACAGGAAUCUGGGGAGGGGUUCUUCAAGAUGGCGAAUGCAAACCUGAGUGGCACGAGCAUCGACAGCGAAGCCUUGUUGGAUCACAGGGAUCAUCAGCCGCUGCGCAUCAGACGUUCCUCAACAGCUCCAGGUCCCCCAUCACCCUACGGACCAAGCUUCACCAACCAAGGCACCAGCCGACUACGAUCAAUGCAAGAAAUACACAGCGACGACGAACAAAUCGACCCUCUCAUGAGAUGGGAUGAAUCGGCGCCCCUUCUCAGCGAGUCGAGGCCCCGAGGGUCGCAGACAAUCCUAUCCAGCUACGGCGCAAGCGACGUCAGGUCGAGCCGGCCCCGGAGCCGCAGGGCAUCGAACAAGUCCUCCAUGACAAGACUUGGGACUUCCAACAGCGGGAGGGAUCGAUACGAUGUGAACCAUCCCCCUUCGAUGCCUGGAUCCCCAGCAUUCGGUGCUAGCACGCGUAUGGAUAUGAGCUUCGGGGAUGUCAUGAUUCGGGACGAGAUCAGUUUACGAGACGAGUCUCCACACCAAUCGGUUGCAGACGUGUCCGACAUGGGCGGUGUGCUGAGAGACGGCCGCCCUGAACUCAGCAGGAGGGCAGCGAACGAAGCUGAGCAAGACGUUUGCUUUCCCGGGCCAGGCAUGUCCGAGAUGGGUGACGAUGACGCACAGUCAAGGAGCCAGGAACCUCGCCGAUACAGAACACGACGUCGUCGAGGCCAGUGGCCCGACCUGGCGGUUCUAGAAGAAUGGAGCCAUAUGGAGAAGGAGGGACGAACAGAUGAACGCCGCGUCAAGAGGAUCACGGAGCCUCAGCUCAUCAACGGUCGACUACGCCCCGUGCGGAAGGGCUGGUACCAGACGGACGUCGAAUCGCCAUAUAGGUUUACCUACUUCAACGAGGAGUUUCCGAGUACGAUCCACAGCCAGACCAUCUCCGAACUUGUUCAGUCUGGUGGUGGUUUCAAAGAGUUGUUCAUUCCAGAUCCCCCGAUCCUCUCUUCAGACGAUGAGACCGAUGAUGACGAGGAUGCUCUUUCGGUGCCUGUUAAGCUUCAUCAUUUGACUGGCGGCAUGGAGGGAGGAUCAAAGGAAUCCACUCGCCAGCCAUCUCUCUCCACUACGCGCGAAAAUACUGAUCCCCGAGCCGAAGGGAUGUUCUCGCCACCUUCAAGGGAUCCGCUGGCCCAUGUGGCCUCGAGGAGCGACUCCGGACGCGCUACGCCCUCUGGCCAAAAAUCAUCCGACGAGAGUGGGAAGGUCUCUCAAGCCCCACUCAUCGAGACCAAGGAAAAGGUCAUUCGCUAUGGCGAUCGGCCUGUGUGGUGGCUUGACGUUACAUGCCCUACGGAACCGGAGAUGAAGGCCAUAUCCAAGGCCUUUGGCAUCCACCCUCUCACGGCGGAGGAUAUCAUGUUGCAGGAGGCCCGAGAGAAGGUUGAGCUCUUCCGACACUACUACUUUGUCAACUACCGAUCCUUCGAUCAGGACAAUAACAGCGAAAACUUCUUGGAGCCGGUCGACAUGUAUGUCGUCGUUUUCCGAGAAGGUGUCCUCAGCUUCCAUUUCUCCAUGACACCACAUCCCGCCAAUGUCCGCCGCCGAAUCCGUCAAUUGCGAGACUACCUUAUCCUGUCGUCGGACUGGAUCUCGUAUGCCAUCAUUGACGACAUCACCGACGUCUUCCAACCUCUGAUUCAGAAUAUCGAGGAUGAAGUAGACGAGAUCGAUGAUGCAAUCUUGAAAUUGCAUUCGUCUGCCGAAAAGCGUAUGAAAGAUGAUUUGAACACUUCGAAGACUGACGACGCUGUGACGGCUUCAGACCCCAGCAGUGACAUGCUUCGACGUGUGGGCGACUGCAGAAAGCGGGUGAUGAGCCUUUAUCGAUUGUUGGGCAACAAGGCAGACGUCAUCAAGGGCUUUGCCAAGCGUUGCAAUGAGCGAUGGGACGUUGCACCACGGUCCGAGAUUGGUCUGUAUCUUGGUGAUAUUCAGGAUCACAUUGUCACCAUGACGUCUAAUCUCGGACAUUACGAAAAGAUACUGGCUCGAUCCCAUGGCAACUAUCUGGCGCAGAUCAACAUACGCAUGAACGAGCGACAGGAACAAACAGCCGACGUGCUCGGCAAGCUCACCGUCCUAGGCACCAUUGUUCUCCCCAUGAACAUCAUCACCGGUUUGUGGGGCAUGAACGUCUGGGUACCGGGUCAGGAGUAUGAGGGUGACCUGGCGUGGUUCGUUUGGAUCGCUGCAGGUCUAAUCUUCUUCGGCCUGGCCUGCUUUUUAAUUGCGAAGAGAGUAUACAACAUUGUUUAGGACAUACGAGGAGCAACUUAACGGUCUCUGAAAACAGGAAAGUGUAUAGUUCUUGGGCGGAGAGGCUAGCAUUUGGGUUGGCGUUUUUUUUCUUCUUUCUUUUUUCCCCUACUUGAGGUUGACUGAGCGCGGGGCCUUGGAUAUGGUCCUCUUUCUUUUUGUAUCCCGUUAUUUUCAUCGGAGCGAGGUUCGUGGGCUCUGGUUCAGGGCAUGGCCGGGGAGGGGGGUGAUCCACUAGAAUGAAUGCCCAGUGCUGAAUGUUUGGGUAUAUUGGGGUUUCCAGCGAUUGAAUUUGGGUUGCAACAGCCGGAAUAUACAAAAUUUCUGCACAUUAGGCGUGGAUUUCAUGUGCAAGUUUCAGCUUUCGGUUGGUAUAGUGUCGAGGGUUGAUGGACUUGAUGCAGGGUGUACAUUUUGGCAUGGACCAUAAUUACCAUAUAUAAAGACCAACCAAAUAUCAAAUCUUGCA
This is a messenger RNA of Ilyonectria robusta, 3166 nucleotides long. RefSeq lists its product as uncharacterized. Bases 145 to 2697 code for a protein of 850 amino acids. Gene Ontology annotation, cellular component: plasma membrane. Gene Ontology annotation, molecular function: magnesium ion transmembrane transporter activity. The record is from RefSeq and is a predicted model, not a curated record. The transcript has 3 exons. Lineage: Eukaryota; Fungi; Ascomycota; Sordariomycetes; Hypocreales; Nectriaceae. Gene Ontology annotation, biological process: magnesium ion transmembrane transport; intracellular magnesium ion homeostasis.